CUGUGACGUCACUUCCCACGCGCGAGAUCCUGCUAACUGCAGCUAAGCCGUCAAUGCUUAGUGUCCUCAGGAAACUCUGCGGCACCUUUUUACUCUGUUUAUUUACUGUCUCCCAAACUCCUGUGACGUGUGGGAAACUGUAUUCCUGCCGUGGGGUGUGUGUCGUGUCGUCCACAGCCGUUCACGUGCACUUUUAAACAGAAGGACGGUCUGUUGUUGACAUCCAGCUCAGUCGCGCGUAAACCCAUUUUUUUUCUUUGCGGAAGUUUUCGACGCGAUGCGUUUAAAGCUUUAGUUCGCUCCCAGUCGGCGCUAGCCGUGUUUUUACCUGCGGGAGGAGGCGGAGAUGAAGCUGCAGUGUGAUGUCGAAGUCGUGAAUCGUUUGCUCCCCACAUUCGGGAUGAAAAGUCGAGGGAAGGGGACGAGAGCGGUUCUGUCCAUCGGGAAGCAUCUGGACAAGACGAGCCAACGGAGCAACGUUUACAUGAUGAUCUGCACUGCUAAAGACAGAGCCGGAUCCAAGUACAAGCUCAAAGGCAACAUAGAGAAGUUUUUCACAUGGUUCGUGGAGGAAGGCAAAGCCACUGUGAGGUUAAAGGAACCAGCUGUUGACAUUUGUUUGAGCAAGGCUGAUGCAAACAGCUUGAAGAACUUCCUGUCAGCAGCUCGUCUAGCAGACAAAGGCAGUGACGCCAGCAGCCUUCCUCUGUCCACACUCACUCCUGUUCGCGCACGAGAUGUAGAACAACCCAAGAAGAAGCUCACUAUUGUCUCUAAAAAGGACUACCCCCUCACCUCCAACUUCCCCUACUCUCUGGAGCAGCUCCAGGUGUCCUACUGCAAACUGUCACGUGUCGACAUGCGAAUGCUGUCCCUUAAAGCUCUCCGUAAGCUAGACCUCAGUAACAACCACAUCAAAAAACUCCCUGCGACCAUCGGUGACCUUGGCUGUCUGUCCGAGCUCGUCCUUCACAACAACCACCUGGAGGCCUUCAGUGAGGCCCUGUGCUUGUCCACCCUACAGCGGACUCUUCAGCUUCUGGACCUCAGCCAGAACCACCUACGGACCCUUCCCCCUCAGUUCUGCCAGCUCAGAGAACUAGUGAACCUCAAAGUGGACGACAAUGAGCUGGUUUGUUUGCCGUUCCACGUAGGUCGCCUCUCCAAGCUGAGGUUCCUGUCGGCGGCACAUAACCAGCUCACCGUGCUGCCCUGUGACUUCCGAAAGCUGAGUCUAGAGAACCUGGACCUGUUUGGAAACCCAUUCGUCCAACCCAACCCCCUGGACCACACCCUGCAGCUCACGUUCCCUCUUCGUCUUCAAGAGAUCGCGUCCAGAGCUGUGGCAAACCUUAGGAUGCCGUACGGACCUCACCUCAUCCCUGCUCACUUGUGUCAGGACCUGGAAGUGGCCAAGACCUGCGACUGCGGGAGCGCCUGCAUCAGUUUUUACGUAAAGACGGCAGUGAGCAUGAACCUGCACCAGGUCUCUCACACAGUGGUCCUGGUGGACGACAUGGGAGGCACAGAUGCACCGGUCCAGCAGUACUUCUGCUCCCUCUCCUGCUACUCGGAGUUUUUAGACAGCUCGCUCCAGAGAGGAAUCAGAUGAGAAGACCCGAACGCUGCUUUUAAUUACGCUAUAAACAGUGGACAUUGCAGUAGUCGGCGACUUAGAAGGUAUUUGAUGAGACAACCGCGGUACUGACGAUACGUCUGAGUGACAGUAUUGAGACGGCUCAGCUUUUUUUAAGCUGCCUGUUUAACAUUUACAUUCAAUCCCACAUGCACUUCCAUAUAUCAUAUAGGAUUAUAGACAAGGACACAGACGUUCAUACAGUGACCAACCUCAGGCAGAAACACUGACAUAAUACAACAGUCUGCCUUUGCUGCUGGUUAGCCUCAAGUAUUGUCUUAUUCUGUUCUGCAGGUUCCCCUACUGACCCAAUUCUAUAGGCAAGAGAAUCCAGAAAUUAGGUGAAUUAACAGUGCCUCAGGGUCAGUGAGCACUGACAACAGGGAGAUAGUUUGUCCUAAUGACCCACAAUUUUUUUUAUAAAUGAAAAAAACUCAAUAAAAUAAAUGUAUUCUUUUUCCUG
Molecule: messenger RNA, 2099 nt
Organism: Sphaeramia orbicularis (orbiculate cardinalfish)
Lineage: Eukaryota; Metazoa; Chordata; Actinopteri; Kurtiformes; Apogonidae
Gene: lrr1
Product: leucine rich repeat protein 1
Exons: 5
Coding region: 347-1612 (421 amino acids)
Cellular component (GO): cytoplasm
Molecular function (GO): protein binding
Source: RefSeq, a predicted model, not a curated record